AUGAAGUCCUUUGCAAGCAGAGAAGCGUCGCGCCUCUUUUCCCGACCAAACCUUGCCCAGCGAGCGUCAAUUGCCGGACGGAGGAGCGCCAACAUCCGCGUACACGAGCAAAGAAGAGGAUUCCGGGAAACAAGAGGGCUGCUGGUGGUCAAGCCGUACUUGCUUGCGGAUAUUGGCGAAGGGAUCACCGAAUGCCAGGUUAUCCAGUGGUUCGUCAAGCCCGGAGCGCGCGUCGAGCAGUUUGACCCCAUUUGCGAAGUGCAGUCAGACAAAGCGUCGGUUGAGAUUACCUCGCGAUUCGAUGGCGUCAUUAAGAAGCUGUACUAUGAGCCGGACGACAUGGCUAAGGUUGGAAAGCCAUUGGUAGACAUUGACAUUCAGAGCGAGAUCUCUGCUGCCGACGAAGCCCUACUUAACGGUAGUUCGGCCGAACAACCAAAGGAUGAACCAUCAAAGGCGACAGAGGCACAAGAACAGGGGAUUGGGAUUGAUCGCAAUGAUACCAAGGCCGCUACCAGCCAUAUUCCAAAGUCAGAUCAGAGGGCGGCUCAGCCAUCAGAGUCAUCUCAAGCAGCGGCGUCGCCAACACCACGACAACCGGGCAAAUAUGCGUCCCUUGCUACACCGGCAGUACGACACAUGAUCAAGGAACAUAAGCUCAGAAUUGAGGACAUACAAGGCACAGGAAGAGAAGGCCGUGUGCUCAAAGAAGAUGUCCAACGGCACAUCGAGUCUGCUAAGCAGACCGCAAGCGCACCACGCGCAACAACAACGCCCACGUCCGUCCCAACCCAGCACCUGGAAGACCAGGUCAAGCAGCUCACACCCGUCCAAUCCGGCAUGUUCAAGCAAAUGACCAAGUCUCUCUCAAUACCACACUUCCUCUACACCGACUCCGUAGAUUUCAGCUCCCUCACCUCGCUACGCAAAAAAUACAACGCAGGCCGCGAAAAAGCAGACCGAAUCACACCACUACCCGUCAUCAUUAAAGCCGUCUCCCUAGCAUUCCAGCAGUUCCCCCUGCUCAACUCGCACCUCGACACAAGCACGAACCCCGACAAGCCGCAGAUGAUCUUAAAGGGAAGCCACAACAUCGGCGUCGCUGUGGACUCACCCUCCGGCCUCCUCGUCCCCGUCAUUAAAAACGUGCAAAACCACAGCAUCGUAUCCCUCGCACAAGAGAUCCAGCGAUUGAGCUCUCUUGCCCGCUCCGGCAAGCUCACCUCCGCCGAUCUUACUGGCGCCACAUUUACAGUCAGCAACAUUGGCAGUAUCGGUGGCGGUACCGUUGCGCCCGUCAUCGUCGGCCCGCAAGUGGGUAUACUCGCGGUGGGCAAGGCGAGGGUUGUGCCUGCGUUUGGGGAGAAUGGGGAGUUGGUGAAGAGGGAGGAGUGCGUGUUUAGCUGGAGUGCGGACCAUAGGGUUGUGGAUGGGGCGUAUGUGGCGAGGGCGGCGGAGGAGGUCAGAAAGUGCAUUGAAGGGGUGGAGAGUAUGCUUGUGAGGAUGAGGUAA
Bipolaris oryzae ATCC 44560 is the source of this 1512-nucleotide messenger RNA. RefSeq lists its product as uncharacterized. Gene Ontology annotation, cellular component: cytoplasm; mitochondrion. The transcript has 4 exons. Bases 1 to 1512 code for a protein of 503 amino acids. Lineage: Eukaryota; Fungi; Ascomycota; Dothideomycetes; Pleosporales; Pleosporaceae. The record is from RefSeq and is a predicted model, not a curated record. Gene Ontology annotation, molecular function: lipoic acid binding; acetyltransferase activity.